AUGGCGCGUUCUUUUGUCAAAAUGCCAGGCGUGGAGCCCACGAAAGAGUCCUUGGAAGCGGGAAGGGCCUACGAGCAGAUGUUGCAGGCGGGUCUCAGUAGUCCCCACUUCGAUGAACUUCGGAUGGAGCCGCUGCGUCCUUCAAUGGCAGUCGCGAGGUACUACCUGGCGCUGAGCCAAGCCCGCCUCGCAGAGUUGCGACGUGCCGAUGUGGUCUUCGCGACCUGCAUCUCUGCGCGACGCGGAGGCCUCAGCGCGGCCUUGCAGGAAGUUUGCGGCACCGAUAAACAUCGGCGGCACCAGGGCCAAGGGGCGCCGGAACUUCUACAAGUGGUGUUGGAUGAGGCGGGUCAAGCACCGGAGCCGGAGGCCUUGUGCCCUGCAACUUUGGCCAAAAACGCUAAGAAAAUCGUCCUGGUGGGUGAUCCAAAACAGUUGAGACCCAUCAUCGUGAGCCCUGCCGCCGAGCGCAUGGGGCUCAACAUCUCCCUGCUGGAGCGUUUGAGCAACUGCCCCUGGAGCGAGCCGAAGCUUUUGUCCUUGCAGUAUCGCAUGCACGAGGAUCUGAACGCUUUUCCUGCGGCCUACUUCUACGGUGGCCGCGUUCGAACUGAUCCUGGCAUCUUGUCGCGGUCCCCGGGACGCCUGGCGCACCCCACGACCAAACAACGCGCGGCGUUGCUGUUCUGGGCCGCCAGUUCCGCGCCGGAACAGAUUUCGCAAGUGCGGACUGCGUCCAGUAGCGCCAAGUCGCGCUUCAAUCCUGCGGAGGCGCUGCGCUGUGCCGAUCUCGCCAAGUCCUUGGCCAAGGCCGUGGGUGCCUCGCGCGUGGCCAUUUUGACGUGGUACAACGCACAGGUUCAACAGUUGAACGAGACCUUGGAAGGAACUGGUGUGUAUGUUGGCGGCGUCGUCAGCUCCCAGGGUAAUGAAUGGGACUAUGUGAUCCUCAGCACGGUUCGCAGCAGCCCGGGCGGUCUGGGGGCUCUGGAGGAUGAGCAUCUGCUGGACGUGGCGCUGACGCGCGCCAAGUACGGUAUGUGUGUCUUGGGCACACCCGAGACAUUACGUCGGAUCAAUGCCUGGGCCUGUUUUUUGGACCACUGUGAAGCCAAGAACCUGGUGAUUCAUUCCCAACCCUUAGUUCUCUAGCCCGCUUCGCUUCGCUCUUCGCUGCCAUGCUGGGUUCUGAGACAGCACUGCCUGCGCGGUGAUGCGCGGUGACGCGAAACAUGCUGGAUAAUGCACGGCACGUGGCAAGAAGUGGGAAUUCCACAGAGAGACGCUGAUGAUAUGAUUGAUUGUUUACCAAUCACCGGGGAGUGUCCGUUGCUGGUGAAAGCGAGGACCUGAAAUGCGAGAUCUCGCCCUUGGUCUCC
Messenger RNA from Cladocopium goreaui, 1379 nucleotides. The record is from the annotation of a GenBank genome assembly. NCBI's taxonomy places the organism in Eukaryota, Dinophyceae, Suessiales, Symbiodiniaceae.